AUGGAGUGCUUUGCCGGCCUAGCAGCCGGAGGCUUCGCGGCCAAGGAAGCUUACAUGUACAACCGAGAGAACUUCCUCUAUGAUCGAAGUCUUCGACGAAGGAAAGAGUUUCAGGUGCAGAACUUCCGCGUGGCGCAAGCGGAGCUGUGGCGCAGGGACGUGCGGGAUUUGAUCUCCUUGACGGAAUACAAGAUGCAUGUGUACCUCCUAGUGAAUGUGCUUUUGCUCGGCAUCACCGUGGCGCUCUGGUGUCAGGGUAAGCUGCCCCACUCGACGCCCGUUUGGUUGAUGACGGGGAAUGCGCUUGCGAUGGCUGGGGCCUUCUCCUUCAUCUUGCUGUCCAUUUGGAUGGCCAUGCACGCAGCAGUCUCGGCACAGAGCUUUGAAGCUCGGCUCCUGACGCAGAUGGUGCGCUUGCCGAUCCCGACCUGGAAGGAGGUGGAGGCCUGUCGAACCUACGCCUCGGAGUUCGAACGCCUGGAGACGAAGCAGCUGUUUCGAAUUCCCUUCGUCAUGGGCAAACAAGAAGGCCUGGUCCCUCCAGACCCGGAGCCCGCGAGCGGAGCGAGCGCCUCGCAUGAUGAUGAUGAGAGCCCCAGCACUGCAUCCAGGCGUUUCAUGGAGGAGGCUCAUGUGGACCCGUGGGGCUUGGAGAGCACUGGAGCCAAAUUGCCGGAGCUCGGAUCUCGCAUGGGCCAUGGCAUGCACAAGUACCGCCACGUGAAGCUGGCACGGCAAGCCAUGGCCUUUUGGCAAAGCUAUGAUGCCUUUGCGAGGAUUUGUAUGAGCAUCGGCGUGAACCAGCUCCUCAAUGCCGCUAGCUACUUCAUCCUGGCCUACUACAUGACUGAGGCGAAGGUGCCUUCCUCAGCCACUUAUGGCGUGGUGGUGCUUACAACCAUGGCCGAGACACUCAACCGCCUGGAUAUGUCCUUGACCUGGUGGCAGCUGCGACUGAUGCAACUGUUCCUCUACCUCGGCCCUGCCAUUGCCACAACCUCCUGCUGGGCUUGGGUGGAAGAUGGAUGGGAGCUCGCGGAGGGUCUGGUGGUGUGCGCCUUCCUGGCACAUGCGGCGUAUUUGUUGACGGUGAACACUCUUUGCCACAUGCACCUGGAGCACAAUGGUGCCAUGCUGCCGGUGGUCUACCGCUCGGUGCUCUACUUGGACGUCUUUGGUUGGUCCAGCCAGGCCCGGCACCAGCGGCCGUCCGGCGCCGACACGCCCCGGACCGACAUCUCGACGGCCGCUUUGAGCGUUCGCACGCCCGAGCAGCCCAGCAGUGAUGCUGGCAAGCCGGCCUUGGCGAUGGUGGAUCACCAGAAUGGUCGCCCCCAGCCGAAGCGUCCCGAAGAGCAGAACUCUCACCGGGAUGACUUCCAGCACAAUGCUGGUGCGCCCAGUGUGGGUGAGCAAGCAGACCACCCAUUGACGGGCUUCUCCGAAUUCUAUCGCGCGGACGGAUGGUUGAGUACCACCAAUGAGAUCCCCGAGGACGCGGCCAUCGUGACCGGAUGUGAGCACGAUGCACCGAUCUCCUUGCCCCGGCAGACCUUCUCUUGCGCCAUGAACCUGCUGUGCUUAGCUUGGAUCGUGGCCGCUGUGUGGUUUGCCAUCGUCAUUGAAAAGGCCACUUUCGGGAAACACCAUGCCAUCUUUCACAAGAAGGCCUCCUUCGUUGAGACGGGCGGCUACUUGCCGCGCUUGUCCAGCUUGAUGCAGACCAAUGAGGAGCAUUUGUCCAGCAAGGAGCUGAGCCUGUCGGUUUCUUGGCCACAUGCGAAUGUCUUGCCCCAAUCUUUUGCAUGUGAUGCCAACGGCACAGAGUUCGUGAUCUCUGAUGGCCUGGCGCUCUGGAGGGCUGGCAUGAGCAAUAGCUCCAUGAGCUUUGAAGAGGCACCCUGCCUAGCGGGUGAAAGUCUGCUGGACGCCGCGCUGCAAUGCACCGAGCAGCGCGAGGGGCCAUGCAACGUUUUGGUGCUCCACCGCGCUGGACGGCGUUUGAGCUCCUGCAAUGCCGAAGGCCGAGACAUCUCGGACGCCUGGUUGGAGGAGCUUCGAGAUCCCGGUGCUGCGGAACGCUUCGGGGGCGAGGCGCCACAUGCCCGCGUGGAGAAGGCGAUUACUUUGUCACCACAAAGCAAUUGCAGAGGCGAGAACUGCCUCUUGUUGGGCACCAGCCGUGGGCGGUUGGUGCGCUUAACCGAAAGAGCUGGGAAGCUUGCGCCCUUGCAAGCGCUUCUGGACCGCGACCCUCACGAGUCUGAAGCGUGGGUUCCAGGCUCCAUGCGCUCGCUUGGUCGAGCACAUGUCGGUGUGCUGGCGAACGGAACGCGGCUCCACAUCCAUGAGGCCUCCAGUGGCCGUUGGGCCGGAGAGCUGCUGCUCAGUAGCCCCGCCGAGGGCUUCUGCGCCGGCGGUGGAUAUCUUUACUUCAUGGUGGUGCGAACGGGGCGAGGCUUGCUAAGCAUGGUCGCCCUGGAGGCUGUGUGCAAGCACUUUGGCCGAGAGGUGCACCCCGAAUCGGAGUGGAUCUACGCGCAGAAGGAGCGGGACUUCUUCAUGCACAUGCACCUCUCCAGUGGCUUCUCUGAGCCGCUCCCGCAGGCGGAGCUUCCCGUUCAUGGCGAGAACACUCUGAACUUCCUGACAGCCCCCUCCACCGCGAAUGCGCGCUUCGCGCAUCACCAACAGCUCUUGUGGAAGAAGCUCCGAAUGGCUCAGGCGGAGAAUCCUCGACCAGGCUCCCCAGGUGUUGCCCAAGGAGAGAACCCACUGGCAGCUGCGGAGGAGAUGUCCCCCACGGCGGAGCCUGAAGCCAGGAGAGGACGUUGCGAGGCCUCUCCGGAGGAGACGCUUCGACGGAGACCCCCUAUCCUUUUGAGCGCCAAUUCCAGAGUCUUCCAAAACUGCACCACUGAGGUGUGCUUGAACGAGCGCCGAGCAGUGAAAGAAGCCAAGUCGAAGCAUCCGAUGGGCGCGAUGAUCCGGGAGCCCCUGGUGACCCCGAGAGAUCAAGGACUCAGCAAGAGCUUUGCGAAGCGGGCCUGGCAGAGUGUGGCUACGGCGGUGAAAGCGGCCCGGGCGAUGGAAAGUGCCGGCCGGGAAGGCGCCGCCCGCCGCGCCGCGGGAACCCCGACGCCGAAGCCGCCGAUUCCGCCGCCCCCGACGCGGACGCUGGUGAGCAGUGAGGCAAAGGUGCCAGUGGCGCCGGUCGCGCCCCGUCCCAAGCAGAAAAGUCAGGCCCACCAUCAGCGGCGACGACUGCUUACCAGUCAGCAGAGCCGGUCGGAGAGCCGCGUGGCCGACUCGUUGAGCCUCGAGCUCUGCGUCCCCGGCGACGAGUCCUGGCAGCUCCGCCGGUGA
This is a messenger RNA of Durusdinium trenchii, 3366 nucleotides long. The record is from the annotation of a GenBank genome assembly. NCBI's taxonomy places the organism in Eukaryota, Dinophyceae, Suessiales, Symbiodiniaceae.